Teleopsis dalmanni is the source of this 1500-nucleotide messenger RNA. It is a transcript of the gene p38a, whose product is annotated as mitogen-activated protein kinase p38a. Gene Ontology annotation, molecular function: MAP kinase activity; ATP binding. Bases 215 to 1300 code for a protein of 361 amino acids. Gene Ontology annotation, cellular component: nucleus; cytoplasm. Lineage: Eukaryota; Metazoa; Arthropoda; Insecta; Diptera; Diopsidae. The record is from RefSeq and is a predicted model, not a curated record. The transcript has a single exon. Gene Ontology annotation, biological process: protein phosphorylation; intracellular signal transduction.
CGUAAUGAAAAUAGUUCUUUAAGGUGUGUUUGUGUUAAUUUUAUAUUUAUAUAUUAUGAAUCAAAGAGUUUUUUUAUACUAUAUUUACGUAUAAAGUGCUUAAUAACUUUAAGAUAACUCUAAUCAGCAGCUGAAUAUUAUUGUUCGUGUAUUGUAUAUUUAAUGAAAUAAAAUUAAAUUUUUAAUUUUACAAGUAUUAAGAAAUUAAUUAAAAAUGCAUAAAUUUUACAAACUGGAAAUAAAUCGUACAGAAUGGGAAAUUCCAGAAAUCUAUCAGCAAUUACAAGCUGUUGGAUCUGGCGCAUAUGGCCAGGUGUGUAAAGCGCUUGUCAAGGGUACAAAUAUGUAUGUGGCGAUAAAAAAGCUGGCCCGUCCAUUUCAAUCAGCAGUACAUGCAAAACGUACUUAUCGUGAGCUGCGACUUUUGAAACAUAUGGAUCAUGAAAAUGUCAUUGGUCUGUUAGACGUUUUUCAUCCGCAUCCCAUAAAUGUAACAUUGGAAAAUUUCCAACAAGUCUAUUUGGUUACGCAUCUCAUGGAUGCUGAUUUGAAUAACAUUAUACGUACCCAACGUUUAUCCGAUGAUCAUGUACAAUUUCUUGUAUACCAAAUACUGCGAGGUCUCAAAUAUAUCCAUAGUGCCGGUAUUAUACAUCGAGAUUUGAAACCUUCCAAUAUUGCUGUGAAUGAGGAUUGUGAGUUACGUAUAUUAGAUUUUGGUUUAGCACGUCCAACCGAAAACGAAAUGACAGGAUAUGUAGCUACGCGUUGGUAUCGCGCACCUGAAAUUAUGCUCAACUGGAUGCAUUACAAUCAAACUGUUGACAUAUGGUCUGUAGGGUGCAUUAUGGCAGAGUUACUUACAGGGCAUACACUGUUUCCCGGCACUGAUCAUAUACAUCAAUUAAACUUAAUUAUGGAAGUACUUGGUACUCCACCUGAUGACUUCAUGAAAAAGAUUUCUUCUGAAAGUGCAAGAAAUUACAUACAAUCGUUACCCCCAAUGAAGCGUCGUAAUUUUAAAAAUGUUUUCAAAGGAGCAAAUCCUUUGGCUAUUGAUUUGCUAGAAAAAAUGUUGGAACUGGAUGCUGAAAAACGUAUCACAGCUGAACAAGCUUUAGCGCAUCCGUAUAUGGAGAAAUAUUCCGAACCCAGUGAUGAACAAACAUCACCCUUAUAUGAUCAAAGUUUUGAAGAUAUGGAUUUGCCAGUUGAAAAAUGGAAAGAACUAGUCUAUAACGAAGUUAUUAAUUUCAAACCUCCGCCGUCAUUUGUGCAGACAUUGCAACAAGCUAAGUGAUUGUGCUCAGUAACUUAUGUACAUAAGUAUUUAUCUAAUUCAUUGUUAAUUUUUUUUGUGCCUUUGCUAUCGAUUGAUAGCGUCGUUUAAAAUGUUUAUUAAAUUCUCUGUAUUAUUUUUUAAAAUUGUGUUAUUUAUUAAUAUUUGUAAACAUUUAUUUUUUUAAAUAAUACAAUAAAAUUUUAAGUUGAUCCGAAGGA